AUGGGAGAAGAGAAGGAGAAGCAGAAGCUGGCGCUUGUGUUAGCUGCGAAGUCAAGAUCAUUUUUAUACACAUCAUCACCUGCUACUCCAUGUGUGUUUGCCUCUCCGAUUCACACUCUUGCCUCUGUUCCGUUUUGCUGGGAACUGCAACCUGGAAAGCCCAAGAACCCUCUUCUUCCUUUUUCUUACCCAAAAUGUCUUGAAUUGCCACCGCGCUUGCUCCUUCCCGGAGAGUUUACCCAAAUGCCCUUGCCUGAGAGGAAGUAUGGGCUCUUUGAGUUCUUGAAGAGGAAAGGGAGAGCAGAGGUCGUUUUCAGGGGUAGUUAUGUCUUUAUGCCGGAAAAGGAGAGAGCAGGUGAGAUCAACAAUAACAUGAAGAUCAUGAAGUUUAACAGAUCAGGGAGUUUCCAUGGUGGUGGUGGGUCUGUAAAAGGAUCUCACUUUUGGGCAAGUUUAUGUAAGGGGUUGAAGCAAGCAAUGCCAUGGAAGAACAAGAAGCUGAGAAGCAAAAGUCUUUGA
Molecule: messenger RNA, 519 nt
Organism: Eruca vesicaria subsp. sativa (arugula)
Lineage: Eukaryota; Viridiplantae; Streptophyta; Magnoliopsida; Brassicales; Brassicaceae
Source: the annotation of a GenBank genome assembly